This is a messenger RNA of Gekko japonicus, 1011 nucleotides long. It is a transcript of the gene ARL2, whose product is annotated as ADP ribosylation factor like GTPase 2. Gene Ontology annotation, cellular component: microtubule cytoskeleton; cytoplasm. The record is from RefSeq and is a predicted model, not a curated record. The transcript is spliced from 5 exons. The coding region runs from base 82 to 636 and encodes 184 amino acids. Lineage: Eukaryota; Metazoa; Chordata; Lepidosauria; Squamata; Gekkonidae. Gene Ontology annotation, biological process: protein folding. Gene Ontology annotation, molecular function: GTPase activity; GTP binding.
GGGCGGGGCCGGAGGAGCCUAGGCCACCACCCCCUAGGCCCGGCGUGACAGCGGGAGAAGUGCUGCGAGCUCGCGUGAACUAUGGGGCUGCUCAGCAUCCUGAAGAAGAUGCGCCAGAAGGAGCGCGAGCUGCGACUGCUCAUGCUGGGCCUAGACAAUGCGGGUAAGACAACCAUCCUGAAGAAGUUCAAUGGGGACGAGAUUGACACCAUCUCGCCCACAUUAGGGUUCAACAUCAAGACGCUGGAGCAUCGUGGCUUCAAGCUGAACAUUUGGGAUGUGGGGGGCCAGACGUCCCUGCGCUCUUACUGGAAGAACUACUUCGAGAGCACGGAUGGCCUCAUCUGGGUGGUGGACAGUGCCGACCGCCAGCGUCUGGAGGACUGCAAGCGGGAACUGCAGAGCCUUCUGGUAGAAGAGCGCUUGGCAGGAGCCACCUUGAUCAUCUUUGCCAAUAAGCAGGACCUGCCAGGGGCCCUGAGUCCCAGUGCCAUCCAAGAGGCUUUGGACCUCGACAGCAUCCAGACCCACCACUGGUGUAUCCAAGGCUGCAGCGCUUACACUGGAGAGAAUUUGCUGGCAGGCAUCGACUGGCUACUGGAUGACAUCGCCAGCCGGAUAUUCACAGCGGACUGAGUGGCCGUGGGGGCAGGUGUACCCCACCACCCCCAUGCACAUGUGUAGCUGGGGACUCGGACUCCAUUUCCAUUCCCGGGCCACUCAGACGGCUGGUCCUGCCCUCUGACCUGGGAUGAGGUCUCGCCUUUGUGACGAAUCUGCCAGAUUGAAGUCUGGGGCAGGGACUGUUUCUGCUGAGCGUGGUCCUCAGACAGGUCUUGCCUGCGACGGAACAGUGACAGGGGAUGCUGGGGGCGGGGGGAAGAGGCUCCCUUCUCCCUGUUCUCUGUAUGGAAUUGUGUCCAAUGUAUAUCUUAAUAAAGCUGCUGCUGUGAUUCAAAGGUGUUUGUUUAAUAACUGUAGAGGCCUUUUCUUCCUUCUUCCCUGGCCACC